Molecule: messenger RNA, 1485 nt
Organism: Penicillium vulpinum
Lineage: Eukaryota; Fungi; Ascomycota; Eurotiomycetes; Eurotiales; Aspergillaceae
Product: MFS transporter
Exons: 1
Coding region: 1-1485 (494 amino acids)
Biological process (GO): transmembrane transport
Molecular function (GO): transmembrane transporter activity
Source: RefSeq, a predicted model, not a curated record
AUGGGAUCGUGGAUGCGGCCCUUCUCACAUGAGAAGGAGGAAAAAAGACCCAAGUUCGUCGAGUUAAGGUCGUCAAAAUGGUUUAUCAUGUUCGUUGUUGCCUUUGCUGUCGGCACGGAUAUCUUCAUGUACGGUCUUAUCGUGCCGGUCACGCCAACUGCACUGAAAGAUAAAGUGGGCAUCCCAGAGAAGGAUGUUCAAAGCUGGACAUCAAUUCUUCUCGCGCUGUACUCCGCUGCUUUGUUGGCCUUUGCGCCUGUUGUCGGGUACAUCGCUGAUCGAGCCGAGUCCCGCCGGUGGCCUUUGCUAGUUGGUCUCGUUGCACUGGCCGCUGCGACAGCCUUGCUGUGUGUCGGUAGUCAUAUCGGAUUGUGGAUUGCUGGUCGCUUGUUUCAAGGUGCUGCGGCUGCGGUGGUGUGGACAGCCGGCUUGGCACUGCUAGUGGACACUGUCGGGAAAGACGAGCUUGGCCAAGCUAUUGGCUAUGUAUCCAUGGCUAUCAGUAUUGGAACGUUAGCUGGACCUCUUCUUGGUGGAGUUGUCUAUGAAAAUGGUGGAUAUUACGCCGUUUAUGGCCUUGCCUUCGCUUUCAUCGCCCUCGAUAUCAUCUUACGAUUGGUUUUGAUCGAAAGAAGACAUGCUAUCAAAUGGCUUGUGCCGGAGAUGACACCGUUCCCUGUGAAUGGGCAUCAAUCCACGGAAAAGGAGUCUGGAGAAAUCUCACAUCCUAUGUCGUCGACCAGUGGCUCUGAAUCUCGUGAAUCCCAAACGCCUUCUCCCACCUCACGGAGUGCAUUCGGGCGUUUGGCCAUUUUGUUGAGCUCACCCCGUCUUAUCGUGUCCGUCUGGGGAUAUCUCAUCCUGUCGAUUAUCAUGAGCUCAUUUGACAGCGUCCUUCCACUCUUCGUGCAACAGACAUUCGGGUGGCAGCAAAGUGGCCAGGGACUAAUCUUUAUCCCGCUCAUGGUACCACACAUUCUAGACCCGUUGACGGGGUGGGUUAUAGACAAGUACCCCAAAUCCUGUCGCUAUCUCACCACAGCGGCAUUUCUCGCUCUCGUUCCCGUGUUGGUGCUUCUAAGAUUUGUCACGCAUAACUCGAUUCAGCAGAAGGUUGUCCUAUGUGCCCUCCUUGCGUGUGUUGGGCUAUGCAUUGCGGUGGCUAUGCCGCCUAUCGUUGUAGAGGUCUUCUUCGCUGUGAAGGAAAAGGAAGAUAAAACUCCUGAUAUCUUCGGUCGCGGUGGCGCUAUGGCCUCAGCUUUUGGGCUUUCAAAUAUGGGAUUCGCGGCUGGGAGCCUGAUCGGGCCAUUCUUUGCGGGAUUUAUUCGCCAGGAGGCUGGCUGGGGGGCGAUGGGAUGGGCACUAGGGUUGAUAGCUGGCGUAUCAUCCGUCCCAAUCCUGUUGUUCAUUGGUGGCUGGAUCUUAAGAAAGCCGGUGAAAUCCGAGAAUGAAGUCCAAGUGACAGACAGUCCACCUGGCUCAUGA